AAUUCUUGUUAAUGUUAUUGGCGUCUUGAUGGGUGCGACGUCGAAAAUGAAUGAACAAGAAAUACGAGAUUCAAUAGAAAAUUGUAAAAAACAAAUAACUGAUUUGGGAAAUUUAUUUGAUGCAAAUUCUGAAUUUAAUAAUGCAAAUGGAAUAGACAGAAUAAAGCAACAACUCCUAGAUGUCAUAAAGACAAGAGAAGAAAAUCUUUUGGCUAUUAAAAAAGACCAAUUACUAAAUUUACUGGAAACAAAAUAUGAAACGUCAAACUAUAUAUCCAUUGCACCUGACCAAAGUAAAGAAGACAAUGAUAUCGGGGGUACAAAUGCUAAUAUUAAACCUUCUGAAGAAUUAUUGGCAGAGAAUAUUGAAAUUUACAAAUGUCAAGCCUAUUUUUCUGAUUUUAUAUAUCCUAAAUAUCACGAUGCAGUUAUAUUCGAUACUCAUAUAACAAAUUGCAAUGGCACAAAUCAAGAUGAAUUAGUCGUUCUAUUCAGUCAUCCCAUUGUAACUGCCAUGAAGCCAUGUGAUCGAUUUUUAAUGGGACAAAAUUGUGACGAUUGCAAAUAUUCUCACGGUCAUGUAGUGAAGAAACGGGAUACAAGAGAUUAUGUUGAACCAAAUUAUGAUAACAUAUCGGUGGGCAGCAAAUGUCUAGCCAAGAAUGAGCAGACCGAUCUUUGGGUAUUUUCCGAAAUUGAAUUUUUGGAUGUAGAUUCUUGCCAAUCAAACGAUUCUCAUGUCGUCGUCAAAAAUCUUACCAAUAAUCAAUCAUUCGCCACCUCUUUCGUUAACAUCAAAAUUAUUGAAGAAAUGCAACCUACCGAAACGAAGAGCCUUGUGCCUAUUGAAAGUUCGAAAGGUUAUCACGAUUCUAGUGAAGCAAGUCGAUCCCAAAUUAAACAGGCCGAAGAUUCGAAUCCUAUUGGAAUGAAACUACUUUUGAAGAUGGGGUUUACACCCGGUUUAGGAUUAGGAAAGUAUGAACAAGGUAUUAAAACUCCCAUCAAAGCGCAAACCGCCGAAAUAUUACUCCUUAAUAAAAAGAAAUCUAGCCUUAAAUCGAACGAAAAGCCAAAGGAAGUGGCGAAUACCGACAAAUCAAUCCCAAAAACCAAAAAUGUCGAAGGAAUUUCGGUAUUUAAUCUCUUGAAUAGUCAAAUAAUUACUCAUUCUUCGAGUAGUCAAAGGGAGAAAAAGGCAAAAAAAUCACGCAAAAAUGGUUUCGAUUAUAGCAAAAGUGAUAUUAAAAAGUCGAAAAUAUUUUAAAAUAUUAAUGUUGCGCUUAUAUUGAAAUUUUAUACAUUAAAAAAAAAUAUUAGAUAAUCUUAUAAUAAGGGAAAUUAUUUUAAUUUUGGAUGUAAUGUUUUUUUUUUAAAUUAUGUA
Gordionus sp. m RMFG-2023 is the source of this 1384-nucleotide messenger RNA. Its product is annotated as zinc finger CCCH-type with G patch domain-containing protein-like. Gene Ontology annotation, cellular component: nucleus. The transcript is spliced from 9 exons. Lineage: Eukaryota; Metazoa; Nematomorpha; Gordioida; Chordodea; Parachordodidae. The coding region runs from base 29 to 1267 and encodes 412 amino acids. Gene Ontology annotation, biological process: negative regulation of transcription by RNA polymerase II. The record is from RefSeq and is a predicted model, not a curated record. Gene Ontology annotation, molecular function: DNA-binding transcription repressor activity, RNA polymerase II-specific; RNA polymerase II cis-regulatory region sequence-specific DNA binding.